GAUGACUGCAUAACCGCUGCCGAGCUGCCCAGAGUUAUUGCCCUUAAAAAGAGAGGUUUUCAUCCCUCAAGUUAUGCUAUAUUUGUCCUUUAUCAUGAAUUGGUAAAAAAUCAAUGGCAGGCAUACCUGUCGUCGUUGUAUCGUACCUCCUCCUCCACCCGUGGCUGUCUGUGUCUUCUCUGGCACAAACAACCUUCGUCUUUCCCAGACUGAGUGGUUUAACAAGUGGAAAUUUGUCAGCCCUGUAUUUGGAUGGGAACGCUGUAACGCAACCCGAUCUUAUAGGCAUCCGCCUCACCAAUCUAUCACAAUACGUUACAGGCAGUGUUUUAUAUUCAGAAGCUGUGCGUAUGAAAGAGCGCGUGUCCAAAAAUGCAACUCUGUCAUUCAGCACUAGUUUCGUAUUCGCUAUGGCUCCUCCAAAUCCUUUGGAGUGCGCUGAAGGACUGUCGUUUAUGAUGACACCAAAAAAAACACAUGAGGGAGGCCUACCAGGUUCAUACCUUGGUUUGUUCAAUUUUACAAGCAUGGGACAGCCUUACAAUCAUCUCUUUGCCGUGGAAUUCGACAUAUUUCGGAACGCAGAAUUCGACGACAUCAACGACAAUCACGUAGGAGUAAAUCUCAACUCUCUCUAUUCUGUAGAAUCUAAAGCUGCGGGUUACUGGGAUGGUAACCAGUUUGUACAAUUAGAUCUCAACGAGAGACAGAACAUUCAAGCUUGGAUUGACUAUGAUCAUCUUCAACAACAGCUCAAUGUUACCAUAGCACUGGCUGGUUCGCUUCGCCCCGAGACGCCCCUGAUAUCUAAGAAAAAUAUGAGUCUGUCCGGCAUUCUCGAGGAAGAAAUGUAUGUUGGAUUUGUAGCAGGCACUGGAGGGUUCGUGCAAGAACAUUAUAUCCUUGCCUGGAUCUUCACUACAAAUGGAACAGCGCCGGCUUUGAAUGCAUCUAUUCUUCCCAUUUUGACAACCAUAGAAUCCCAUUCCAAUAACCCAAAAUCUGGUCUAAUACUCGGCUUAACCGCAGCUUUCGUUUGUUUCGUGGUGCUCGCAGUUGCAGUUGUGUGGUUUAAAAGAAAGAAAAGCGGAGAGGUCAUUGAAGAAUGGGAGCUGGAUUAUUGGCCUCAUAGAAUAAGCUACAGAGACUUAGCCAUUGCAACCAAAAGGUUUGGAGAGAAACAAGUCUUAGGAAGUGGAGGUUUCGGCAAGGUUUACAAAGGAGUCCUUCCUGCUAAUGGCCUCGAAAUCGCUGUGAAAGCCAUCUUUCGAGAGACCACAGAAGGAGUGAAGGAAUUCAUAGCAGAGAUUUCAAGUCUUGGUCGUCUCCAGCACCGGAAUCUUGUGCAAAUCCGUGGCUACUGCAGGCGUGGAGGAAAGUUAUUCAUAGCGUAUGAUUUCAUGGUAAACGGAAGCCUGGAUAAGAUGAUAUUUGGGAAUCCUUCUCGAGUGCUAAAAUGGUCUCAAAGAUAUGCAAUUCUGAGGGACGUGGGUGCAGGAUUGUUGUAUCUUCACGAAGGAUGGGAGCAAAGGGUUGUGCACAGGGACAUCAAGUCUUCUAACGUUUUGUUAGACUCUGAGCUUCGUGGAAAGCUGGGAGAUUUUGGGCUUGCUCGUUUGUAUAGCCAUGAUGAGAACUCCAGAACAACUCAUGUGGUUGGAACGCCUGGCUACAUCGCACCAGAUCUGAUAUCUACAGGAAAGGCCACUAGCAGUACGGAUGUAUUCAGCUUUGGCGUUUUGUUGUUGGAGGUUGCGUGUGGAAGGCGCCCUGUAGACCCUUUGCUGGAUCCUUAUCAAAUAAUUUUGUUGGAUUGGGUGAGGGAUCUGUAUGCCAGUGAUAGUCUCAUAGAUGCGGCCGAUGCAAAGCUUGGUGGCGAUUUUGUUAAGGAUGAGAUGGAGACGGUGUUCAAAUUGGGACUAUUUUGUACUAAUCCUCAACCGGAAGGAAGACCUGUAAUGAGACAAGUAGUUCAAAUACUUGAAGGCGAAACUUCCCUUGCGGCCUCUGCUCUUCCUCUUUCGUUUGAGAUUAGUGAAUCGGGCCCGAUAGAGGAGUCUUUAGAUGCUUUCUGCUCCGAAUCCUUGGAGUUGCCCUUGAAUGGAAGCUCGUUUUAGAAGAUUGUGUUUAUGCGUUACUGUCUUGUGUGCCGUACUUCCUUUUCUUACUAUGCAACUUAUCUUGCUUAAAAAAAAGUGUUAUAAACUUAUAAGUCGUUCUAGUUUAUUACGAGUAGAAUCUUGGCUUUAUUCUGCAGACUGAGAAUAUAUUAUCUGGUUUUGGAUAAGAAUUAGAAAUAUUUAUUUUUUAUUUGAUA
Cryptomeria japonica (Japanese cedar) is the source of this 2317-nucleotide messenger RNA. Its product is annotated as L-type lectin-domain containing receptor kinase SIT2-like. Bases 114 to 2117 code for a protein of 667 amino acids. Gene Ontology annotation, molecular function: ATP binding; protein kinase activity; carbohydrate binding. Gene Ontology annotation, cellular component: plasma membrane. The transcript has a single exon. NCBI's taxonomy places the organism in Eukaryota, Viridiplantae, Streptophyta, Pinopsida, Cupressales, Cupressaceae. Gene Ontology annotation, biological process: protein phosphorylation. The record is from RefSeq and is a predicted model, not a curated record.